This is a messenger RNA of Centruroides sculpturatus (bark scorpion), 1412 nucleotides long. Its product is annotated as conserved oligomeric Golgi complex subunit 6-like. NCBI's taxonomy places the organism in Eukaryota, Metazoa, Arthropoda, Arachnida, Scorpiones, Buthidae. Gene Ontology annotation, biological process: intra-Golgi vesicle-mediated transport. Gene Ontology annotation, cellular component: COG complex. Bases 1 to 963 code for a protein of 320 amino acids. The transcript is spliced from 5 exons. The record is from RefSeq and is a predicted model, not a curated record.
AUGACCUUCACUAUUCACAAAAACAUUGUAUGGGCUAUUCUAUUUUGUAGAUAUAUCCUACUCUCUACUAUAUUCAGUUUUAAUUUUAAUGAAAAAAGUUAUGUAAAUAUAGGUUUGGAAGAAGACAUACAACAGGCUUUAUCUCACAUAACAGAAGGAUUAUGUCGACCAUUAAAAGUUCGUGUAGAACAAGUAACAGUAUCAGAACCUGGAGCAGUCACUCUCUUUUGUUUGAGCAGUUUGUUAAAAUUCUAUCACCAAACAAUUAACCAAGUUGUCACUGUAGAGUCUCAGUUAUUAAAUACAUUGAAAGAACUGCAAGAUUUAAGUAGAAAAAUGUUUUAUAAUAGUAUGACAUGUCAUUGUAGCCAACUUUUAGAGCAAAUUGAACUUCCUCCAGCUGAUUUAGGGCCUCCAGAAUCUCUUACACAAUCUUUAGCAUUACUAAAAGAAAUAUUAUGUUGUCAAGAUGGUAGUCUCAUAUCUAUUGAUGAUAGACAGAAAGAUGUGCCUCAGAUUUUGACAACAAUGAUAGAACCACUACUACAAAUGUGUCAUAUGUCAGCAUCUAAGCUUGCACCUGUUGAUAUGGCUGUUUAUUUAACAAAUUGUCUUCAUUUAAUGCAUUCCUCAUUAACUGUGUAUGAAUUCAGUGAUCAACAAUUAGAAAUGCUACAGGCACAAAUGGAAGCACAUCUUGAUACAUUAGUCAGUGAACAGACUUCUCAGAUUGUAGGUCAUCUGGGUUUAGGGACAGUUUAUAAAACUCUGCAAACAUAUCAACCAAAACAAGGUCCACUUUCAGCAAUUCUGGGAUGUGAUGCUUUGGCUAUUCAGUCUGCUAAUGUAAGUACUUUGUUUUUAUGUUUCCUUUUAGUAAUUAGAAUUAUUUAUGUUAUUAAAAAUAAUAUAAUAUAUCCAAAGUUUGUACAUUGUCAUUUCUAUGCAAAUACUUUUUAUUGAUGAAAUGCAUGUUUAUAUGGCAGUAACUUUCAAAUUUUCCUUAACAAUCUCUUAAUUGUGUUAUUUUAACUUUCUUUAUUGCCUUUAAAUAAAACUGAUGACUUCUUUACAGAAAAUUAACAAUGAGCAAAAUCAAUUAUUGUAUUUUUGCAACGUACUGUAGCUAAUUUUAAGCUGAGCCAUAUCAUCAGAAGUAAUUGAGUUUCUUGAAUGUAAGUGAAUCAAAACUAAACAAGUAAAACGUCAAAACUGUAUUUGGGACACGACUAUGUCUCGGAGACGGAAUCACUUUGAUACUCAUGGCAGGUCUCAUUCUCAUUCUCCUAUCUUCUUUGAUAUUGCUGCUUUUGGGUGCGAUCAUUCAAACUUCACCAGCCACGACCACAAUUAGCCUAUCUAAUUUCAAAAUUUCUCUUUGUUGCGUGUCGGCCCAGGUUGAAUUUUUGUCG